Molecule: messenger RNA, 1506 nt
Organism: Aspergillus glaucus CBS 516.65
Lineage: Eukaryota; Fungi; Ascomycota; Eurotiomycetes; Eurotiales; Aspergillaceae
Product: phosphatidylserine decarboxylase family protein
Exons: 2
Coding region: 105-1436 (443 amino acids)
Biological process (GO): phosphatidylethanolamine biosynthetic process
Cellular component (GO): mitochondrion
Molecular function (GO): phosphatidylserine decarboxylase activity
Source: RefSeq, a predicted model, not a curated record
CUUCCUUCCACAGGAUUAACCGUGUUAAAGACACCAAACAGAUCUCCUUGUGACACCCUAAAAUUGAUCCUUCCACAAAGCAAUUUAAGCAAUAGUAUUCAAAAAUGCCGCCCAAGGAUGCCCACGUCCACCAUCUCCAUAAGGUCGGCCAAUGGAUGCCAGCAGACCACACUGCUCACCAAGAAUGGCUAGGUGGAAUUAUCAAGCAUGUUGACAGCAAGGAGCAUGCGCUACAUCCAGUUCUACAAGAGUUCAAACAUCUUAUUGAAACCAACACCCGAGUCUACAUGCUCAUCGAAGGCAUGCUCGAGGAAGUUCCACACAAGAAGCCAUACGGACAGGACCCGACUGGGCAUCCCGAGAUUCGCGAUUACCAUCAUUUCCUUCGUGUUCUCAAUCACCUUCUCACCACUGCCCCGUCGUGGACCGACAAGGCUCACCGCGUCGGGCUGGUCGGUUUGCCCAUGAACGCGGUCUUGGAUUGGCCAAUGGGUACACCCAGUGGCUAUGCUGCGUUUUUGGACCCUGAAAUCAAUGCCAUGCUGAAGAAGGUUCUCAAUGCAUGGGGUGAUUUCUUGCGUUCACCCGCGUCUGCCAAUGUUUUGAACAGCACUUCCCAAGGCUGGUUCGGCGAGACUGGCCACCGCGAACUCACCGCCGUCGCAAAGAUUGGCCCAACGGCUGCCGAGGACCUCGAGUUCCACCAGAUGUUCCAAUGUGACCCAUCUGCACCGAAUUACGGCUUCAAGUCCUGGGACGACUUCUUCACUCGGUUGUGGCAUGAUGGAAUGCGCCCGGUCGCAGAUCCCGAGGAUGGUCGCGUUAUCGCCAACGCAUGCGAGUCGAAGCCGUACAAAAUUGCACAUAAUGCCCACGGCCGUGAUAAAUUCUGGAUCAAGAGCCAGCCGUAUUCUGUGCUUGACAUGCUGGGCCAUGACUCGCUCGCCUCCCAGUUUGUCGGGGGAACAGUCUAUCAGGCCUUCCUUAGUGCAUUGAGCUACCACCGCUGGCAUGCCUCUGUUUCUGGAAAGGUGGUCAAAGCCUACGUCAUUGACGGGACAUACUACUCCGAGCCACUGUUUGAAGGUGUCGGAAAUCCACAUGCUCACUCUCAGGAUAUUGAUCUUGAGGGUGAGGUCAUCUCACAGGCAUACAUUACUGCAACUGCCACGCGAGCACUGAUCUUCAUUGAGGCGGACGAGCCUGCCAUUGGUCUAAUGGUAUUUAUUGGUGUUGGCAUGGCUGAGGUCUCUACAUGUGAUAUCACUGUCAAGGAAGGCGAUCACGUCAAGAAGGGCGAUGAGAUUGGGAUGUUCCAUUUUGGCGGAUCGACACAUUGCCUUCUUUUCCGGAAGGGAGUCAAUGUCACUGGCUUCCCUGAGCCUGGAAUGGAAGAGAACAUGCUGGUUCGCAGCCGACUGGCUACGGUCGUAUGAGACAUGGAGAAUCCUGGGAUUUGUACAUAAGUUAAAGUGGACUUAAUUCCAUGAAAACAUUGAGAGAUUG